UGCAUUCCAAAAAUAACUCGUCAUUGGCAGAUAUUUUGGGAUCCACUGUGAACGUGAAAGACGCUGUUAAACGUUGGCUUUUGGGGGGGGGGGGCACGCUUUUUCUACACGGAGCGGCUGACAAACAAGGGGAAUAUAAUCUGCACUCUGAAUCUGUCCUUUUGACCCUCGUUUGGAGCUAGUUGACGACUUGAUCCCAUUCGGGCGGUAGGACCCAGCGGAGUCGGGCUGCUCUCCAGGCGGAAGCACUGGCACCUGCUCGAACAGUCUCAGUCCCAGACCGGGAGACAGGCAGAGCAGAAAGAGAAACGCCUCCACUUCUGUCUGAUGCUGGGCUUUCUUGACGGCCCUUAGCGCGUCUGUGUGGUCUUAGUCCUCGUGGAUCUGAGUGUGAUGGAAACAGUCACGUAGUGGGAUGGGACUGUGCACUGGCGGAACCUGGGCAAAGUGAUCGGACCGAGAGGCACCCCCUUCGCAGCGCCAAUGAUGAGGCUCUGCCUCUGCCUCUACUUCUGCUUCUGCUUCGUCCUCUGGUUCUGUGGCGUCCACAGUCUGGAGAAAUUCCAAGGACCUUUGUAUGAAGUCACCUGUCCCCAAGGGGCUCUCUCAUGUGAAGCAAUGGACUGUGGUUCCUCAAAUAUCAACGAAGACCUGCCACAACUGCUUCCAACUAACUUAACGAGCUCCACUAUACUCUACUGUGAGCAGAACAUGUCUUGCUUCCCAUGCAUACGUGUCCAAUUAACAGCAUCAUUAGCAGCAUCAGAGAUUAGCAGGAGUCUGGGUGGAAAUGGAAGUGGAUCCGAAAACAGCAAAGACCUUGACACAGACAAAGGAAGUAGAGAUGAAGACAAUAAUGAAGUCAGUGGGUGGAUAUACAUUUCCACGUAUCAGCCUGAAGGUGGGAUAAACUCAUGUGCACAGCUGAAGAUUCACUUCGCUGGCUAUAACACAUUGUCAAGAUCCACACCAAUGGCUACUGUGGAGUUGAGUUGCUUUCAGGCAGCCAUGAGCAGUGAGGUUCGAAUAAAGGCUUCCACAAAACCUGAAAACGAGAUCUUACAGCACACCCAUAAAAUGGAAGAUUGUACCUUGAAAGAUUUUCUGGAAAACGUUGAAUGGUGCAAAGUCCCAAAAAUAAAUCUCACAUUGGAAAAAGAACUACAAAUGGCUGUCUUUAACAUACCACAGAAUUAUUACACAAUGUUCAAGUAUGAAGUGAUGCCAUCCUUUGAGAGCAAAAACCCGCUGGAUUUUGAUAAAUUGAAAAUGACCAAUGUGUAUCGCAACUUCUCAGACAUUGUCCCGUGUUUGUGUAUAGAGUUGUGGUCUGCAACAAUAGAAGAUGCCAGAAGACGUAAAGAGUGCCCCUUUUCAGAGAUGGAAGAAUUUCGAGAAAACAUUUGGAGGCUGAGCAGCUUGGCAGUGGAAUAUAAAGGAAGAGCACUUCAGUGGACACUUUCAUCCCCUUGCAAUAUGUCUGGGGAGAUCUUGCUAUGUUCCAAGUCAGGAGAUGGUGAAUCUUGUCAGGAGAUCCCUCACUCCAGACAGAAAUUUCAAGUUAAUAAACUGAGUGAAUUCAAAAGCGUGGACCCACACCCCUCGCUCUGUGUAAAGAUUAUCUCUGGGGAGCACGUCAAUCUAGUUGCCCUUCGAUGGUGGUGA
Molecule: messenger RNA, 1665 nt
Organism: Pristis pectinata (smalltooth sawfish)
Lineage: Eukaryota; Metazoa; Chordata; Chondrichthyes; Rhinopristiformes; Pristidae
Product: interleukin-17 receptor C-like
Exons: 13
Coding region: 484-1665 (393 amino acids)
Molecular function (GO): interleukin-17 receptor activity
Source: RefSeq, a predicted model, not a curated record